Messenger RNA from Cariama cristata (Red-legged seriema), 1104 nucleotides. It is a transcript of the gene MARCHF5, whose product is annotated as membrane-associated ring finger (C3HC4) 5. The coding region runs from base 1 to 831 and encodes 276 amino acids. The record is from RefSeq and is a predicted model, not a curated record. NCBI's taxonomy places the organism in Eukaryota, Metazoa, Chordata, Aves, Cariamiformes, Cariamidae. The transcript has 7 exons. Gene Ontology annotation, molecular function: zinc ion binding.
AUGUAUAUGUUCAAGUAUAAAUUUGUCAGAAGCUGCUGGGUUUGUUUUGCUACCGAUGAGGAUGAUCGGACAGCAGAAUGGGUGAGACCCUGCAGGUGCAGGGGCUCUACGAAAUGGGUUCAUCAGACUUGUCUGCAGCGCUGGGUGGAUGAAAAGCAAAGAGGAAACAGUACUGCUAGAGUUGCUUGUCCUCAGUGCAAUGCAGAAUAUUUAAUAGUAUUUCCAAAGCUAGGUCCAGUUGUUUACGUUUUGGAUCUUGCAGAUCGACUGAUCUCAAAGGCAUGUCCAUUUGCUGCAGCUGGAAUAAUGGUGGGCUCUAUAUACUGGACAGCUGUUACAUAUGGAGCUGUGACAGUGAUGCAGGUUGUGGGUCACAAAGAAGGUCUUGAUGUCAUGGAGAGAGCUGAUCCUUUAUUUCUUUUGAUUGGACUUCCCACUAUCCCAGUCAUGCUAAUAUUGGGCAAGAUGAUUCGUUGGGAGGACUAUGUGCUCAGACUGUGGCGCAAAUACUCUAAUAAGCUACAAAUUUUGAACAGCAUAUUUCCAGGUAUUGGAUGCCCUGUUCCUCGUAUUCCAGCAGAGGCCAACCCUUUGGCAGAUCAUGUCUCUGCUACACGUAUCCUAUGUGGAGCUCUAGUUUUCCCUACUAUUGCUACAAUAGUUGGCAAGCUGAUGUUCAGCAGUGUUAACUCAAAUUUACAAAGGACAAUCUUGGGUGGAAUUGCUUUUGUUGCUAUAAAAGGAGCUUUUAAGGUUUACUUCAAACAGCAGCAAUAUUUGCGCCAAGCUCACCGCAAAAUUUUAAAUUAUCCCGAGCAAGAAGGAGCAUAAGACUGUGAUCUCCAGAUGUCAUACAGUCUCACCUAACAGGUUUCCAUAUUGUAUUGGUUCCAUCAUUAUUGCACAGUAGUGGAGAAUUGUGAUAAGUUGCUGCUCCUAUUUUUUUUUUUUUCUUUGAAUAUAAUAUAGCACUGUCUUGUGGCAGGGUAAAUCCUUUCAGCAACCACUGAACUGAAGAAUGUGACUUGGCUUUCAUUAUUUUUGGGUAUUUCUGUUGGGCACCAGGCUUCUGAAUUAUUUUCUUUGAGCCAAUAUGCUGAAUGG